CUCAAUCGUGCAAUCCGGCCGCUGGCCGCAUGCCGCGACCCGAAGUGAUAAGCCACCGCCCACCGCCGCUGGCAUGAGCCCGAUGGCGCUGCUCACACCACUGCCCAUUCCCCUUCUCUCGCCGUAUUGCCAACGCGUCUCGUCUCCGUCGCUUCUGGCGGCCGGGGCAGUUAUCAGACCUCUCAUUUGUCUUUCCCCCCACAAUCACCGCCACCACGAUGCACUCUACCCCUCUGUCCCCAAUGUGUGGCCACGCCACCGGCGCCGCCGCAGGGGCGCAGUUGCUUCCGUCGACCAGGAGGAGUCUAGUGCCUCGGAAACCGCAGUCGCUCCCGAGGAAGACCUGGGGCCACCGGUAUCCUCUGAUGCGGCUGCCGAGGACGGGGUCGCGACUUCUGCCCAGCCGGCGGAGGCGAGCCCGGAGGACCUGGAGAACAUCCGCGAAAUUAAAAGGGUACUGGAGCUGCUGAAGAAGAACAGAGACAUGACCUUUGGCGAGGUUAAGCUUACCAUCAUGAUUGAGGACCCUAGAGAUAUAGAAAGAAAGAGAACACUCGGGAUAGAGGAUCCUGAUGAAAUUACUAGGGAUGAUUUAGCUGACGCUUUGGCUGAGGUUAACGAAGGAAAGAUUCCAGAGAAUCGUGUUGCACUUCAGUUGCUUGCCAAGGAGAUGGCAGAAUGGCCAGACAUUGAGAUAGAAGCUCCAAAAAAGAAGAGCAAACCUGGGAAAUCUGUCUAUGCAAAAGCCACAGAUACUGGCAUCGAUCCUGAGACAGCUGCUAAAAGACUUAACCUUGACUGGGACUCUGCUGCUGAUAUAGAUGGCGAAGAGGAGGACGAUGAUGAAACUGAAGUGCCGUCUGCAGUGGGAUAUGGUGCCUUGUAUUUGUUGACAGCUUUUCCGGUUAUUAUUGGGAUCUCAGUCGUCCUAAUUCUUUUCUACAAUUCUCUGCAGUAGCUCCUCCCCUUCUUGAGUGAGAAUGUGAGAUGUUGCUGCAUUCUUGUAAAUCUGAGUUACAAGGCUAGUUAAUCAGUAACAUUUUUUACGCCAGUGUUGCAAAGAUAUGACAACUUGUAUAGAUGUCAAAUUCCAAAUUUUGGAAUGUAAGAUAGUUUUUUUUAAAAAAA
Molecule: messenger RNA, 1128 nt
Organism: Zea mays
Lineage: Eukaryota; Viridiplantae; Streptophyta; Magnoliopsida; Poales; Poaceae
Exons: 6
Coding region: 83-958 (291 amino acids)
Biological process (GO): response to photooxidative stress; photosystem I assembly
Cellular component (GO): chloroplast thylakoid membrane
Source: RefSeq, marked provisional